CUCCAUUGAUUGUGCCAACCCCAACGACGAGCAAAGCUUUCAAAUCUUCACAGCUCUCUCCAAAAAAAAGGAAAAAAGAAAAAAAGAAGUUUAUUUCUAUUAUUUUUGUUUUUAAUUUCUUCAAUUUCUUGCGAUGGCGUUGAAGAAAACACUGGCUGAGAAGCUUUUCAACAUUUCGAAAAUUUCUUCGCAAGCUCUCACCAACUGCCGGAUUUCCUCAUCGACGGUUCGAAACCAAGUCUCGCAGAAAGCGGGGAAAGCUACGACCUCCAUGGCGCCGGAUCCAGGAGACAGUAACGGUAAAGUUAGCGGCAAUGGCGUUUUCAGACGGUUCCUUCAUAAAGGAGCUCUGUUUUCUCCCGCAAUGAGGAAGUUACCUUUGGGGGAAAAUUUGAUGGAGAGGUUAAACGAAAUGGAUAUUUCCAAGGAUCGCAUUCGGUUGGACGGAUUGAGUCCAUAUUUGGCGGCGAAAUCGGCGGUGCCGGAGGUGGGGGGUCUGUCGGUUGAUGAGGUGAAGAAGUUGCUGAGGGUGGCGCAGCUGGAAGUGGUGAAGAAGAGGCUGAGGGAGACCGGGAAAACCUGGAUUUCCUAUUUGGACUUUAUUCGGAUCUGUGGAGAAGGUUAUUCGGAUCCAGAACAAGGAUUGCAGUUCGCUAAACAGCUGGACGAAUCUGGUUCCGUCAUCGUUUUGGGCAACGUCGUCGUUUUGCGACCUGAACAGGUAGCAAAAGCAAUUGGAGGUCUAAUUCCUUUACCGGGACCCAAUCCGAAUGAUCCAAGAAGAAAAGAACUGGUGGAGUUGGAGAAGCAGAAAGCCUUGAUUGAUGAAAAAGCUGAUUCCUUGGUCCGUCGAGAACUGUGGCUUGGCCUAGCAUACUUGGUGGUUCAAACAGCCGGUUUCAUGAGGCUAACGUUUUGGGAACUCUCGUGGGAUGUCAUGGAACCCAUUUGUUUCUAUGUCACUUCCGUGUACUUCAUGGCUGCCUAUAUAUUCUUCCUCAGGACAGCCAAAGAACCUUCUUUCGAAGGUUUCUACCAGAGCAGGUUCAGCACAAAGCAAAAACAGCUGAUGAAGGCUCACAAUUUUGAUACUGAGAGGUAUAACGAGUUGGGGAGAAUGUUCCAUCCACACUCUUCAUCAGAACAAACCUCAUCCUUGGCCUUAUUUGAUCAUCAUUCGGAAAAGAUGCAGAUUGGUGCUUUAGAUCAUUGAUAGAAAAACAAUAUACCAAAGCAAGAAAGAUUAAUAGAAAAAUAAAUACAAUUUUGUUUUAGAAUUAGGAGCGGCUUGCCGUACCAAUCAUGUCAAGAGUUAUCCUCCCAAACCUGGCACCCCCUACCCUCCCUCCCUUCCCUCUCCCUCGGUCCACUGUCCAAACAUAUAAAAUAUUUCGAGCUAAUAUGUAUUCAGGAGUGAUGGUCUAUCCAACAUAGGCUUAGGAAAAUAUAAAAUCUGUAUAGCAUAGUCAAGAAUUAAAUCCAAAAUCAAACUUUUCAAUUCAAGUAA
This is a messenger RNA of Theobroma umbraticum, 1507 nucleotides long. RefSeq names its product calcium uniporter protein 3, mitochondrial. Gene Ontology annotation, biological process: mitochondrial calcium ion homeostasis; calcium import into the mitochondrion. NCBI's taxonomy places the organism in Eukaryota, Viridiplantae, Streptophyta, Magnoliopsida, Malvales, Malvaceae. The record is from RefSeq and is a predicted model, not a curated record. Gene Ontology annotation, molecular function: calcium channel activity; uniporter activity. Gene Ontology annotation, cellular component: uniplex complex.